This is a messenger RNA of Brassica napus (rape), 1426 nucleotides long. RefSeq names its product bifunctional aspartokinase/homoserine dehydrogenase 1. Gene Ontology annotation, biological process: aspartate family amino acid biosynthetic process. The transcript has 12 exons. The record is from RefSeq and is a predicted model, not a curated record. Lineage: Eukaryota; Viridiplantae; Streptophyta; Magnoliopsida; Brassicales; Brassicaceae. Gene Ontology annotation, molecular function: NADP binding; aspartate kinase activity; homoserine dehydrogenase activity. The coding region runs from base 151 to 1287 and encodes 378 amino acids.
CUCUAACCUUACUCGCAAUCACCAUUCACCACCGUCCGUCCAUAUAACCAAGAGACAUAAAACGCGCGUUUCCGAAACGCUGCGACAUACAAUUAGCGUUCUUAGUCAGUCAAAGCGGAGGCAAAACUGUUACAGAAGACGGGAGGGAGGAUGAAGAAGAUCUCGGUGAUUCUCAUGGGAUGUGGAGGCGUUGGCCGACAACUUCUUCAACACAUUGUCUCUUUCCGAUCGCUUCACGCCAAAAUGGGAGUUCAUUUACGGGUGGUUGGAGUCAGUGACAGUAAAUCCUUAGUUGUUCCAGUGGAUGUGCUCAAAGAGGAGCUUGAUGAUGAACUCUUGUCUGAAGUUUGCAGUGUCAAAUCGGCUGGUUCUGCUUUGACGACGCUUGGUGCUUUAGGAAAAGGUGAAUAUCGCGUGUUCAAUGGUUCUGAGUCAAGAAGAGAAACGGAGGGAAUUGCACAACUUCUGGGUAAAUCUACAGGCUUAGUUGUUGUGGAUUGCUCAGCGAGCAGUGAAACGGUUGAAAUAUUGACAAAGGCAGUUGAAUUGGGUUGCUGUGCUGUCCUUGCAAAUAAGAAGCCUCUUACUUCAACACUGGAACAUUAUGACAAGUUGGUUUUGGAUCCUCGACGUAUCCGCCAUGAAUCCACUGUUGGUGCUGGGCUUCCUGUCAUUGCGUCCAUGAACCGCAUUAUUUCAUCUGGAGAUCCUGUUCAUAGUAUUGUCGGUAGUUUGAGCGGUACCUUGGGAUAUGUAAUGAGUGAGCUUGAAGAUGGAAGGCCUCUAAGUCAAGUUGUUCGAGCUGCCAAAACGCUGGGGUACACUGAGCCAGAUCCACGUGACGACCUCAGUGGCAUGGAUGUUGCUAGAAAGGCUUUGAUUCUUGCUCGACUUCUUGGGAAAAGGAUAGUUAUGGAUAGCAUAAAGAUAGAGAGCUUGUACCCUGAAGAGAUGAGACCUGGAGUCAUGACUGUGGAUGAUUUCCUCCAAAAUGGAAUAGCAAAACUUGAUCAGAACAUUGAGGAUAGAGUUAAAAAAGCUUCAUCAAACGGCUGUGUGCUUCGUUAUGUUUGUAUGAUUGAGGGCUCAAGUGUUCAAGUUGGCAUUCGAGAAGUUCCAAAAGAUUCACCACUGGGACGACUAAGAGGCAGUGACAAUAUAGUAGAGAUACGUAGCCGUUGCUACAAGGAGCAACCUUUGGUGAUUCAAGGAGCCGGAGCCGGGAACGACACGACUGCAGCCGGUGUUCUUGCAGACAUCAUCGACAUGCAGGAUCUUUUCCCUUGAGAGAGCAUGUGGUUUGGUCUUAUCACAGUAAUAAUAAACCUUAAUUUUCAAGGAUUGUUUUUAUUCAUCAUAAAAGACCAUGGCCGCUCCUUACAUUGCAAUAAAAAGCUUCUCUUUUGUGAGUGUUUACGUUGACAAA